CAUUUUUUUCUCUCUCUGUAUUAGAUUCUGCCAUUUUUUCAAUUUUUUUUUUUGAUUUUUUCUCUCUUUUUUCACAUCCAAAUCUAAUCAAAUCUAACCAAAUCCGACAUCAAAUUCUUUAUUCUCAUCUCUGUCUAUUAAUCACCUCUCUACAACCUCUACAGCUCACCGGCGUCGCAGCUCCGGCGACGAUAACACGCUCGUGAUUAUACCUAUAAGUACGCAUUUCUCUGCACGUCCUCAUAAUAUACUGAUUUUAUAAUAGAGUUUGUUAUGAGCAGAUUAUUGCUAUUAUUACUGUUAUAGUAAUUUCUGAGUGUCUAUAAUGUCACUCAGAUCAUCUAUGAAAAGGAAUGCUGCCUUUUUUGAUUCGGUGAAAUGCGGAUUCAAAAUGAAGCAGCUUCCGUUUAUGGGAAUUUUGUGUACAGUUAUGUUGUUUGUUGUCUAUAGAACCACAUUGUAUCAAUAUCAACAUACACAGAUGGAAACAAAAAUGCAUCCUUUCGACUCAUUGAAGGAAUCAGCUUUGGCUUCUGGAUUAUUGGGCGGUUUACCUGUUGGUAUAGUACGAGCUAGUUCGAAUUUGGAAAUGACGCCCUUGUGGUCAUCAAGUAGUUCAAGGUCACAGGUUGAUAGUUCUAGCCACCAUAACUUACUGGCUAUUCCAGUUGGUAUCAAGCAGAAGCUUAAUGUUGAUGCUAUUGUCCAAAAGUUUCUUCCAGAGAAUUUCACGGUUAUUCUAUUUCAUUAUGAUGGCCAUGUGGAUGGGUGGUGGGAUCUUGAAUGGAGCAACGAGGCGAUACACAUAGUUGCUCAAAACCAAACGAAGUGGUGGUUUGCAAAACGCUUUCUGCAUCCAGCUGUUGUAUCUACCUAUGAUUACAUAUUUCUGUGGGAUGAAGAUUUAGGGGUUAGGCAUUUCCAUCCAGGAAGAUACUUGCGUAUUGUAAGAUCGGAAGGAUUGGAGAUAUCUCAGCCAGCGUUAGAUCCAAAUUCAACCGACAUACAUCAUAGAAUUACUAUACGAUCCAGAACGAAAAAGUUUCAUAGAAGAGUGUAUGACAGUAGAGGCAGUACCAAGUGUUAUGAUGAUAGUGAGGGACCACCAUGCUCCGGAUUUGUGGAAGGUAUGGCUCCAGUAUUUUCAAGAGCUGCUUGGUAUUGUGCUUGGCAUCUUAUACAGAAUGAUCUGGUCCAUGGAUGGGGAAUGGAUAUGAAACUUGGAUAUUGUGCACAAGGUGAUCGCUCAAAGAGGGUGGGAAUUGUCGACAGUGAGUACAUUGUUCACCAGGGCAUACAAACAUUGGGUGGGGGAGGACCUCCUGGGAAAAAGGCUUCAAACAGUGAAGAUACAACUAAGAGAAAUGGUGCUAUAAUCAUGGAUUCUAGAAUGGAGAUUAGAAGACAAUCGACAUUGGAGCUUCAAAUCUUUAAGGACAGGUGGAAUGAAGCAGUAAAAGAGGACAAGGACUGGGUUGAUCCCUUCAAAGGGAAUCCAAAACACAGGAGAAGAAGACGACGACACACACACUAAGUUCUCAACUCUUUUAACUUUUCAGCUUCAGCGCGCACACAGAGUCAUAUUCAUACAUGUAAUCUAGUUUGUGCAUCCUUCACUAUUAUUUCAUUAUUUGGACAUGAAUAGUUUUCUCUGACAAUUCAGGACUUGUUUAGUGUAUCUAGUUCUAGCUAAUUUUUUCUCCUUCGAUUUUUACUCGGUCGGAAAUUUGCAGUGUAAUUAAAGGUGUUUAAAGUUGAACCACAGUUUUUAAAGGCAAUAGAUACCCAAUUCUCUUA
Mercurialis annua (annual mercury) is the source of this 1797-nucleotide messenger RNA. RefSeq lists its product as uncharacterized. NCBI's taxonomy places the organism in Eukaryota, Viridiplantae, Streptophyta, Magnoliopsida, Malpighiales, Euphorbiaceae. The transcript is spliced from 16 exons. The record is from RefSeq and is a predicted model, not a curated record. The coding region runs from base 326 to 1534 and encodes 402 amino acids.